Molecule: messenger RNA, 2571 nt
Organism: Colletotrichum karsti
Lineage: Eukaryota; Fungi; Ascomycota; Sordariomycetes; Glomerellales; Glomerellaceae
Exons: 3
Source: RefSeq, a predicted model, not a curated record
UUGGCAACAAUCUCGCCGUCUGGGACCCAAGCUGGUACCUACAUCUUGGCUCGGCCUGCAAUCUUCGUCACCUCUGAGGUCUUCAGUGCCGGAAUUGCCGCCCCGACGACGGUCUCCACAGCUCAACCAAGUGGGAGCCAGGCGGGCACCUAUUUCGUUGUACGGCCUGCCGUCUUUGUCACUUCCAAUGUCGUCUAUACCGGAACGAACACCGCGGUCACGGGGCCAACUACCUUGGCCACCAUUCAACCAAGCGGUACCCAGUUAGGCACAUACGUUGUUGCCCAGCCCGCUUCGUUCGUGACUUCGGAGAUCACGGCGAGCACGGUCACCGCAAGGACAACUGUCUCGACAAUCGCUGGUGGCUUGACAGCUCCCGGAACCUAUGUGGUUCUCAACCCAGCUCCCUCUUAUGUUACCUCGCGAGUGGCAUAUUCUGGAACGGCGCUUAUAAUUCAGCCUACCACCAUUGCCACGAUCAGUGCUUCAGGAACCAAUGCAGGAACCUACAUCGUCGCUACCCCGGCAGCCUUCUACGUUACUUCUCAAGUUGCGUAUACGGGCACAAUUCCAAUUACGGCGCCUACGACGAUCCAAACAAUUCAACCUGCAGGUACAAAUCCUGGUACCUAUUUGGUUGCAAGCCAGGCCGCUAUCUACAUUACGUCGCAGGUGGCUUACUCGGGAACCGCCCCGAUAUCUCAACCCACAACUUUGUCGACAAUUCCGCCAGUGGGCACCAAUCCGGGCGUCUACAUCGUUGCUAGCCAAGCAGCUUUCUAUGUAACGACGCAAGUUGCCUACACAGGAACAGGCGUUCUCACAGGACCUACAACGCUGGCUACGAUAGCCCCGAUAGGUACCAAUGCAGGAACCUAUGUUGUUGCUACUCAAGCAGCUUCAUACGUAACAUCGCAAGUGGUCUACACAGCUGCAGGAACACUCACAGCGCCGACAACUCUGUCAACAAUCCUGCCCUCAGGCACAAACCCCGGUGUUUACAUUGUCGCGGCUCGUUACAUUACGUCCGAGGUGGUCUACAGCGGAGCGAGCUCCAUCACGGGGCCGAUUCCAAUCAGCACAGUCCAACCAACUGGUAGCUCGCCCGGCGUGUUUAUCAUCGCUUAUCCGGCCGCAUUCGUGACGAGCUCACAGCUUUACUCCGGCACGCUGCCCAUCACAGCACCUACCACGCUUACGACGAUACCCCAGCAGGGCAGCACUCCGGCAGUUGUCGUCGUGGCUACGCCGGCCCAACAGACGUCGUACGUCACAUCCACGAUCUUCCUCACGGCUUCCAACGCCGGAACGACUACUUUGACGACGAUUCCUGCCCAGGGCACCUCUCCCGGCACGGUCAUUGUCGGAAGACCCGCUCUAUUCGUCACGGUGGUCGGUCCUUACAGCGGAAGCGCCGCUCUCACGGGCUCUACAACGGUCUCGAUCCGUCUCGAUUUCACCCAGCACAUCUUCCAGCAGCUCUCCGGCGGCGGCGAGCAGCUCGGCCGCCGUUUCCUCCAGCUCAUCAUCAUCGACUGUUUCGACACUCGUCACUCUCACAAGAGGCUCUUCUUCCUCGAGCUCGUCAUCUUCAUCGAGCAGCUCUAUUCUAGCUUCAAGCCCAUCUACUAUAUUAGGUGCUUCACUGGUAUCCUCUACCACUACUACUUCAUCUUCUUCUUCUUCAAGCUCGUCGAUAUCUCCAACUCGACCACCACCAGCUCUAGCUCUAGCAGUUCCAGCUCAAGCAGCUCCAGCUCCAGUCGUGUCGUCGCUUCAGCUACUCAAGGUGCUGCUUUCUCCUGCCCAACGACCGGUUUCCUGGUUCAGAGUGGCGACACUGUGACACUCUACUCGAUCAACCUUGCUACUGGCAGCCAAACAGUGGUGACCAACAACCUCGGCAACGACAACACCCGAAACAUCAACGCUAUGGGUUACAACGCCCGAGAGGAUUACAUCUACGCCGUUUCACAGCCCAACUCCGGAACCAGCGACUACAGAAUCAUCCGUAUUACCGCCACCGGCAACACGACCACCGUUGCAACCAUGGCUCAGUCAGCUAAGCUCGACCAGACCGCAUUUAACACUGGUGACGUCGACGAAAACGGACAGUACUGGAUCUCGACCGGCGGCAUCGACUGGUACCAGUACAACUUCAACCCCGGCACAGCCAACUAUGGAAAGCUGGUGGGCUCUGGUCUGGUCAACGGAGGCGCUGAUGGGUACUCCCUCGGAGAUUGGGCCGUCGUGCCCGGACUCGGAGGCGGCGAUCUCUGGACGGUCGGUGUCCAGAACUUCAACUGCGUGCUCAUGCGCUGGAGCCGUACCACCAAGGACUGGACCAUCGGCCGGAGCCUCGGAGCCCUCACCGGCGUCACGAGCGGCACGCAGCCGUUCUUCGGCGCCGCGUACGCCACGACCGACGGUUUCCUGUACGCCAUCGAGAACAACUCAGGACAGGUCUGGAAGAUCCCCGUCAGCGGCAACGGCGCCCCUGUUCAGCAGACCAGCGUGCCGAAGACUAGCAGGAACGACGGUGCCAGAUGUUUGGACUCGGGUGGCAUCUAA